AUUCACUUCUAAUUAGCUGUGAUAAUUUUCAUUACCUACGGAACGUUAAUUUAUUUUACUUUCACUAUUCCCUUUUUAUUUCGAGUACAUUUUUUGAGAGCUGACUGCAAUCGAUCGCCUCCUCUCAGAUGCUCUUGAAUUAAAGGCCCUGUUCUCAAAGAGCUGAACGAUAUAACUAUUGCCUCGAUUGAGCGAAAUUCGACAAGUGGCUGAUAGAUCUUGCCAUUGAGUCUCGGGAUUUUGUCGCGUUCGGACGUAUAGCGGAAUUCUUCGGGAGUUUCUUCCGUGCCUUAUGCCCAAUUAGUUUAUGGCGGAUAUAAAGUGUGAGCUCGUUUGAUCAUGGAGCUAAAUAAUGUUACCGUCGAGGAUGGCGCUGAUGCGUCCAAGUCCCACACUCAAGCUUCUAACACGCCUCAGAAUAAUGAGAAACCCAAGCCGCAACUGCUUUACGCCAUCAACGACAAUCCCCCAUGGUACCUGAGCAUCUUCCUCGCAUUCCAGCACUACCUGACCAUGAUUGGAGCCAUCGUUUCGAUACCCUUUAUUUUAACGCCGGCUCUGUGCAUGUCAGACGAGGACGCCAACCGGGGCAUUAUCAUAUCUACAAUGAUCUUCGUGACGGGAAUAGUGACGUACUUCCAGGCCACGUGGGGCGUCCGGCUGCCCAUUGUACAGGGUGGAACCAUUUCGUUUUUGGUACCCACCCUAGCCAUUUUGGCCCUGCCGCAGUGGAAGUGUCCGGAGCAGACCGAGAUGGACUCCAUGAACGUGGAGGAUCGACAAGAACUGUGGCAAGUGAGAAUGCGGGAGCUAUCCGGCGCCAUUGCCGUUUCCGCCAUGGUGCAAGUUAUCCUGGGCUACACUGGUCUGGUGGGAAAGAUCCUCAAGUAUGUGACUCCGUUGACAAUUGUGCCCACAGUCUCGUUGGUGGGACUCACUCUGUUCGAGCACGCGGCUGACACGGCUUCGAAGCACUGGGGCAUUGCCGUGGGAACCACUGGCAUGCUGACGCUCUUCUCGCAAAUAAUGUCGAAUGUAUCCGUGCCAAUUUUGGCCUACCGCAAGGGUCACGGAAUGGAGGUUCGGCAGUUCCAGCUGUUCCGCCUCUUUCCCGUGCUGCUGACCAUAAUGAUAAUGUGGGGUCUGUGCGGGAUUUUGACGGCCACCGAUGUCUUCCCUCCGGGACAUCCUUCUCGCACCGAUGUCCGCCUGAAUGUGCUGACCAGUGCCAAGUGGUUCUAUGUACCGUAUCCGGGACAGUUCGGUUGGCCCUCGGUGACGCUCUCCGGCGUGCUGGGCAUGUUGGCCGGAGUCUUGGCCUGCACAGUGGAAUCACUCAGUUAUUAUCCCACUGUGUCGCAGAUGUCGGGAGCCCAUUCACCUCCGCUGCAUGCAAUUAAUCGCGGUAUCGGAACCGAGGGAUUGGGCACUGUGCUCGCUGGUCUUUGGGGAGCUGGAAAUGGAACCAAUACCUUUGGGGAGAACGUGGGCGCCAUCGGGGUCACCAAAAUUGGAUCGCGUCGUGUCAUCCAGUGGGCAGCCUUAAUAAUGGUACUACAGGGGGUAAUUGGCAAGUUUGGAGCCAUCUUCAUCCUCAUUCCCGACUCAGUGGUGGGCGGGAUCUUCUGCGUGAUGUUUGGCAUGAUCAUAGCCUUCGGCCUGUCCACGCUGCAGUAUGUAGAUCUGCGAUCUGCUAGGAAUCUUUACAUCCUGGGACUAUCCAUAUUUUUCCCAAUGGUCUUGUGCCGCUGGAUGCAGAAGAAUCCCGGAGCUAUUGACACCGGGAACAAGACAGUUGAUUCCACCCUAUCGGUGCUGCUGGGCACCACCAUUUUGGUGGGCGGAGUUUUGGGAUGCCUGCUGGACAAUUUGAUACCGGGAACUCCGGAGGAGCGGGGCUUGGUCGACUGGGCAAAUGAGAUGCCCCUGGGUGAUGAUAAUGUUAACGAUGGCACAGCCACCGAUUACGAUUUUCCAUUUGGCAUGGAUGCGAUUCGCCGUUGGAAAUGGACCUACUACAUUCCCUUUAUGCCAACCUACAAGCUCCAGAAGCAAAGCUGAUUGGAUUAUCAAAAUUGCAGCCGUGGGAUUUAAUGUAAAUAACAACCAUUCAAUUGGUGAUUCGGUUUUUAUUUAUUUUUAGAAAACGCUGUUCGUGCGCUCACGCUCUAAUUACAAUUUGAACUUCGAAUUCGGAUUCUACCCAAAACUCUA
Molecule: messenger RNA, 2214 nt
Organism: Drosophila takahashii
Lineage: Eukaryota; Metazoa; Arthropoda; Insecta; Diptera; Drosophilidae
Product: solute carrier family 23 member 2
Biological process (GO): transmembrane transport
Cellular component (GO): membrane
Molecular function (GO): transmembrane transporter activity
Source: RefSeq, a predicted model, not a curated record